CAGUGAAUAGCUCUUUUGCUGAGCUGAACAACUUGUCAUGUGCAGCAACACAAUAAUACCGUUUCGUCAUUUUGGAGCGCCCUGAAAUACUUGGCGCCAAACUGGAGGGGAAAGAGUAGGUAGAUGGAAUCUGGCAGCGAAAAAUAACAAAACAAUACAUUUUUACAAAGUAUGGACAUUCGGAAAUUCUUUGUGGUUCAGCAGCAAAAAAAAUCUGCAACCGAGCCAGCAAAGAAUGGUAAAGCCAAACGUGAAUAUGAUAGCAAGAAGAAGUCUGAGUUGCCCAAGGUGAAGAGUCUGAACAGUGAUGAUGGUUCUGCAAAGAAAAUGAAGCAACAAGCAAACAAAAAGAAACACAUUAUCAUUGACUCAGAUUUUGAAGAAGAAGUGCCAGUACAGAAGCACAGGAAACCCUCCAAGGAAUCCCCCAAGGAAUCCAAGUCUUUAUCCAAACCUGCACGCCCUCCCAAAAAAGACCCUGUUGUAUAUGUUUCAGAAACAGAUGAAGAAGAUAACUUUGAAUCCUUAAAACAGCCCCCGAAACGCAAAGAGAAUGGCCUGUCUGCUUCCAGUCGUUCAGGCAGCACUGGAAGAGCAGCCGAAGUGAAACCCCCUGCUAAACCAGCUCCUCCUAAAGCAGUGACUCCAGUGAAAUGCACUCCUACAUCAGUGUUUGAUUACUUUGGAGACAGCAGUGUGCAGAGGUCACAUAAAAAGCUAGUGGCUACGACAAAGAGAAAAGCACCCACAGGAUGCACUGAUGACUCCACUAAUGAAGAUGAGGCUAUUGCCCGCCAGCUUCAGAUGGAUGAGGAUGCAGAGCUGGAGAGACAGCUUCGUGAAGAUGAGGAUUUUGCAAGGACACUGGCGAUUCUAGAUGAGCCCCCACAAUCCAAAAAGGCAAGAAAGGACUCUGAGGAUCAGCAGCCAUCUGCAUCUCUGCCUGUUAAGAGUCCAGUCAAACCAGACAGAGGCACUAUCAAACAAGAAGCCAAAGAGUCAGAUGUUGGUUCAAAGGACCCCCCUCCCAAGAAACCCUCACCCAUCAAAGCCAGCUCCAAGUUGGUGCUUAUAAAACAGAAAGAAGAAACAUCGAAAAAGGAAGUGGUAAAGAAAACAUCAGUGAAAGAGAAGACAAUUUCACCCAAAAAAGAAGAGAUGGUCACCCCCAAAACAGAGAAAAUUUCUCCCAAAAAAUCAGAGUCUAAAAGUCCUGAAGACUCAGAAAAAAAGCGACAGUACUUGCAGACCUAUCGCAGCUACUUGAACAGAGAUGGUCCAAGAGCACUUGGAUCAAAAGAAGUACCCAAAGGUGCAGACAAUUGCCUGGAAGGGCUGACGUUUGUGCUGACGGGGGUCCUGGAGUCCAUGGAACGAGAUGAUGCCAAGUCCCUCAUCGAGCGAUAUGGUGGGAAAGUGACCGGAAACAUCAGCAAGAAGACAAACUAUUUGGUGCUGGGCAGAGACAGCGGUGUGUCCAAAACAGAAAAAGCAGAAAGUUUGGGGACCAACAUUCUUGAUGAAGAUGGCCUGCUGGAUCUGAUUCGCAAACAGCCUGGCAAGAGAUCCAAGUAUGAGAUAGCUGCUCAAGCUGAGAAUACACCAGAAAAGACCACCCCCCCAAAGCGAGCAGAGUCUGCAAAGAGAAAGACUCCCACCCCUCCGAAGAAAGGCCUGUCCUUCGAACAGAAAUCACUGGAGAAGGUGGAGCCUCCGGCCCCGAGUGAAAACAAAGAGGAGAGCCUGCUCUGGGUGGACAGGUACAAGCCCACCUCCUUGAAGAACAUCAUCGGACAGCAGGGAGACCAGAGCUGUGCCAACAAGCUCCUACGCUGGCUCCGCAACUGGCACCACAACACUGCCGGUGACAAGAAGCCUGCAGCAAAAUUCAGUAAAUUCGGUGGAAAAGACGAUGGCUCCACCUUCAAGGCGGCGUUGUUGUCGGGUCCUCCUGGUGUGGGUAAAACGACCACUGCAGCGCUGGUCUGUGAGGAGCUGGGAUUCAGCUACGUGGAGCAAAACGCCAGCUGCACCCGCAGUAAGAACAGCCUGAAGGUGGUGAUUGCUGAGUCACUGAAUAACACCAGCAUCAAGAACUUCUAUUCAGGCACCUCUCACACAGUGAGUAACAAACAUGUGCUGAUCAUGGAUGAGGUGGAUGGAAUGGCAGGCAAUGAAGACAGAGGUGGAAUCCAGGAACUGAUCGGUCUUAUUAGAAACACAAAGAUCCCUAUUAUCUGUAUGUGUAAUGAUCGGAAUCACCAAAAGAUCAGAUCUUUGGUCAACUACUGUUUUGAUCUGCGUUUCCAGAGGCCACGAGUGGAGCAGAUUAAGGGUGCCAUGAUGUCUGUUGCUUUCAAAGAAGGUUUAAAGGUCCCACCCCCGGCUCUAAAUGAAAUCAUAUUGGCUGCUAACCAGGACAUCAGACAGGUACUUCACAAUCUCAGUAUGUGGUCUGCCCGGGAUAAAGUGCUUACUUAUGACCAGGCCAAAAGCGAUGCCAGUAAGGCCAGAAAGGAUGUUAAGAUGGGCCCCUUUGACGUGUGCCGAAAGGUGUUUGCUGCUGGUGAUGAAACUGCUCACAUGUCCCUGAUAGACAAAUCAGAUCUCUUCUUCCAUGACUACUCUCUGGCACCUCUCUUUGUCCAAGAAAACUAUGUCCAUGUGAGGCCGGCUGCAGCGGGCGGCAAUGUAAAAAAACACCUGAUGCUCUUGAGUAGAACUGCUGACAGUAUUUGUGAUGGAGAUCUAGUGGACAGGCAGAUUCGCUCCAGACAGACCUGGACAUUGUUACCUACACAGGCCAUUUACGCCAGCGUCCUCCCUGGAGAGCUGAUGAGAGGAUACAUGUCACAGUUCCCUACCUUCCCCAGCUGGUUAGGAAAGUUUUCAUCAACAGGCAAACAUGACCGCAUCAUUCAAGAACUUUCAAUGCACAUGUGUCUGAGGACACAUAUCAGUAAGCGGGCGGUGAACAUGGAGUACCUUCCAUUCUUGAGGGACUCUCUGGUGAGGCCGAUGGCAGAGCACGGGGCGGAAGGGGUGUCUGAGGCUGUUCAGCUCAUGGACGACUAUUGCCUCAUGAAGGAGGACGUGGACAACAUCAUGGACAUAAGCACCUGGGGGGGGCGCCCAGACCCCUUCUCCAAGCUAGACCCAAAGGUUAAGUCUGCCUUCACCCGUACCUACAACAAGGAGACACACUUAACCCCAUACUCGCUGCAGGCUGUAAAGAAGGCAAAACGUGGAGCAGGCUCGACCGUGGAUCUCGGAGAUGAAUUUGGCACAGAGGACACCCAACCAGAAGACAAGGAGUCUGAAGACACCAUUGAAACAGAUGCCAUGAUUAAGCAAAAGAAAGCAAAAUCUUCCAAGUCAACAAAACAUGAGAAAAACUGCGAUUCUGGCAAAGGGAAGGAGAAAGCAAAGAAAACUAAAUGAGAAGACUGUGUUGUUUUUUUUUAUAGCCUGCUUUUUGUAGCCAUGCUGUCUGGGGCUUAGGACAGAGCAGAGAUUGCAGAGGGGUACUUCCUUCCCUGGAUUUUUAUCUAGCUGCAGUGCCCUGAGCUUAUUAGGACUAUUCUCUUCUGCUGGUAUGGUGGAAGGAGAAUUGUACUACAAAUAAUGGCAAAUAAAAAAGCAGGACUUAUGCUAUUCUGAGGUUUGUACAUUAAUAGAAAUGUAGUAAUAUGUAAAGAAUUGCAGUAAAAUACAUUUCAUAUAAAAACAUGGGGUUUUGUGUAAAUCCUUUGGAUAUGAUGUGGAAGAUGCACACAAAUUGUUAUUUAACGCAAGUACACUGUUACUUAUUGUGUCUCCUGCAAUCACAGUUGUCUCUUUUAAUAAUUAAAAAAAAUAUAUCCAAAGUUACCAAUUCAUAGUAAAAACUU
Molecule: messenger RNA, 3890 nt
Organism: Acipenser ruthenus (sterlet)
Lineage: Eukaryota; Metazoa; Chordata; Actinopteri; Acipenseriformes; Acipenseridae
Product: replication factor C subunit 1-like
Exons: 25
Coding region: 172-3441 (1089 amino acids)
Biological process (GO): DNA repair; DNA replication
Cellular component (GO): DNA replication factor C complex; nucleus
Molecular function (GO): DNA binding; ATP binding; DNA clamp unloader activity
Source: RefSeq, a predicted model, not a curated record